UUCCAUCCAUGUGAUGGUGAAGCUUCAUGGAAGAAGAAGAUAGAAGCCAUCACCCCUAUAUAUACCCAUGCAACCCUACAAAACAAACUCCAUGCCAAAACACAUAGAUCUCCAUUGCAUGCAUGCAGUACAUUGCUAGCCACAGCUAUAACCCACUAUAGGAGAUUAUUAGUGCACAAUAUCAUCAACAUAAUUGUGUGAUUUUGUGCCAAGUAAAUUGAUCUGAGCUGCAUUCAAUUGGUGGUUCAUUGUUCAUUUUGGUUUAGAAGAUGAAGAAGGCGUCCAGGUUCUUGAAGGGUCUCUUGUCGGCCAUCGUGGCGGCGGUGAAGGCGAGGUCGGCGGCGGUGCGCGCCAAGACGAGCGCCGUGAGGACGCGCCUCAUCGUCUUGGGCAUCCUCCGCAACAAGAAGCUCCUCCUCAGCGCCAUCAACAGGAAGAUCCACGCCAUCGUCAGCAGCGGCGGCGGCGGCGGCAGCAGCCAUGGCGAGUACGGCGGCGGCGGCGAGAGCUAUGGCGGCGAGCAGCAGCAGCACCUGAGUGGCAUCCACCUUGUCGGCGGCGGCGGUUACAGGAAGGCCGCCGUGCUGCAUAGCCUGCCGAGCUUCGUGGUGGAGCAGGAGAGGAGCGCCGUCGUGCUGCUCAGCAGCCUGCCGAGCUUCGCCAUGGACAGGGACGUCUACGGCGGCGGCGGCGAGGCGGAGGCGGAGGAGGAGCAAGGAGUGGGUGGGAAGCAGCAGCAGCAGUCGGUGAUCGAGCUGGCGCGCGGCGCGGCCGCUGCGGAGGCAGGCGGCGGCGCGGAGUUCAGGCUGGAGGACGAAAUCGACCACGUCGCCGACGUAUUCAUCCGGAGGUUCCACGAGCAGAUGAAGCUGCAGAAGCUCGAGUCCUUCAAGAGGCUCUGCGAGAUGCUCGACAGGAGCUAAUUUAAUUUAAACUAAGCCAUCGAUUUAGUGAGAAUUUGCAUGGUACUAAGGCAGAGUCUGAGGGCGUAAUUAGAAUAAGUGACGAUGGAACUAUAUGUAUGUACUCAUGCUCUUUCGUUUUAGAGGAGAAUUGAUGUACCAACACGAGUCCUAAUGAAGGAAUAAGAGAUCAGACUACUUUUUUUUUUGGGAA
Molecule: messenger RNA, 1116 nt
Organism: Oryza sativa Japonica Group (Japanese rice)
Lineage: Eukaryota; Viridiplantae; Streptophyta; Magnoliopsida; Poales; Poaceae
Source: RefSeq, a predicted model, not a curated record